Caenorhabditis angaria is the source of this 1295-nucleotide messenger RNA. The record is from the annotation of a GenBank genome assembly. NCBI's taxonomy places the organism in Eukaryota, Metazoa, Nematoda, Chromadorea, Rhabditida, Rhabditidae.
AUGCAUCGUUACGUGAUUGCGUUGGUCUUGGCGUGUAUGUUGGCAGUUGUCAGCGCGCAACAAUUUGAUCUACCAGCCUCCGAAGAUGCGUAUCUAGUGGAAAGUGUAAGUUUUGCGUGGGAAAAAAUUAGGAAAUCUUGUUUUUCUCCGGGUUUUUUGUUGUAUAGAUUAUUUUUUUUGGUUUUUUGAGCGAAAAUAUUAUAUCUUUCCUCUAUACAAAUUCGAAUAAAAAAAAUAAUUUGUGGGAGAGAAAAAUAGGUGUUUUCUUAUUUUCAGUUAGACAAAAGAUCACCGAAUGCGAAGUGGAUGAGAUUUGGAAAACGAUCGCCAAAUGCUAAGUGGAUGAGGUGAGAAACGGGGGACUAGGAAUACAGAUUCGGGUUUCUAGGCCAGCCAGGAAAUUUUCAGCGUGAAAUUUGAGCCCGGGAGAUGUUUAUCGCAUUGCUUGGGGGCCUGGUGGCCUAGAAAACCAAAAUUGAGAUUUCUAGGCUAGCCAGCAAUAUUCAGCAAAAAAUGUUUGAGCCUAGCUAAAGGAAUCGGUGGCCUAGAAAACCAAAAUUGAGAUUUCUAGGCCAUCCAGGAAUUUUUAGCGUGAAAUUUGAAGCCUAGAAAGUGUAGCUAAAGGGAUCAGGUGGCCUAGAAAACCAAAAUUGAGAUUUCUAGGCCAGCCGGGAAUUUUUAGCGUUAAAUUUGAGUUCUGGAUGUGUUUUUAGCUCAGCCAAAGGGAUCCGUGGCCUAGAAAUCCAAGAUUUGAGAUUUCUAGGCCAACCAGGAAUUUUCAGCGUGAAAUUUGAGCAUAGAAAGGGUUUUCAGGCUAGCUAAAGUAAUCGGUGGCCUAGAAAACCAAAAUUGCGAUUUCUAGGCCAUCCAGGCAUUUUUUUAGCGUAAAAUUUGAGCCUAGAAAGUGUUUUUAGCCUAGCCAGAGGGAUCGGUGGCCUAGAAAUCCAAUAUUGGGAUUUCUAGGCCAUACAGGAAUGUUUUAGCGUUAAAUUUUAGCCUAGAAAGUGUAGCUAAAGGGACCCGUGACCUAGAAAUCCAAAAUUGAGAUUUCUAGGCCAUCCAGAAAUUUUUCGCGUUAGAUUUGACCCUAGAAAGUGUAGCUAAAGCGAUCGGUGGCCUAGAAAACCAAAAUUGAGAUUUCUAGGAACCAGAUGGCCUAGAAAACCAAGCCCGGAUUUCUAGGCCACGCUUUUUCAUACUGAAAAUCUUCCAGAUUCGGAAAACGAUCACCAAACGCAAAAUGGAUGAGAUUCGGAAAACGUUCAGCUCCAGAAGACGAAGAAUACAGUAUCUAA